Messenger RNA from Micropterus salmoides (largemouth bass), 7191 nucleotides. Its product is annotated as LON peptidase N-terminal domain and RING finger protein 3-like. The coding region runs from base 161 to 2371 and encodes 736 amino acids. Gene Ontology annotation, molecular function: ubiquitin-protein transferase activity; protein binding. The record is from RefSeq and is a predicted model, not a curated record. The transcript is spliced from 12 exons. NCBI's taxonomy places the organism in Eukaryota, Metazoa, Chordata, Actinopteri, Centrarchiformes, Centrarchidae. Gene Ontology annotation, biological process: protein ubiquitination.
AUUGAGAAUAAUAUCGGUACUUCCUGGACAACAGCAUGACCGUGCAGUGUAGUCAGGAGGACUCCCCAGCAGCAGCAGACACAACCAUGAGUGGCAGUGGUGGUACUGAGCAGAUAAAUACCACAUAGGUGAGGGGACAGACUUCCACAACAUCCUGGACAUGGGGACAGAGAGUGAGAGCAUGCUGCAGCUCGCAGCGGAGGCUUUCCAGUCUAAAAACUUCGACCUGGCAGCGGAUAUCUACGAGUGCCAGCUAGCGGGUCUCGGAGAUCCAGGGAGCCGGCAGGAGCUGAUGGUAAGGCGGGCUGACGCGCUCGCCUUUGGGGGCAAAUUCACAGAAGCUUUCGAUGUGUACCGACAAGCCUCUGAGAUAGAGAGACUGGGACCUGUUCACCUGGCCAACCUCGUAGAGUACCUCUCGGGUAGUAUCAGGAGGCAAGACAGGGGCGACAGUCAAACCCCGAGGAGGCAGGAGGUGUUGGCGGCGGUGGCAGCUGGGUGCCCGGCACUUGCUGCCACAGGUUUGGGGUACGAAGACUUCUCCUGCCGGAUUUGCCUGAGCUUUCUGUUCGAGCCCGUGACUCUGCCGUGCGGACACUGCUUCUGUAAAAAGUGUCUGGAGAGGGAGAGGAAGGAGAGGGAGCGGCCGGUGAUUUGCAAGGAGUGCAGGGACAGCUCCAGAGUAGCCGACGUCCAGACUUACAGGGUUAAUGUGGUUCUCAGCAACCUGCUGGCCAAGUGGUUCCCGGUCCCGCACCAGGCCGGCCGGCUGAGGAGGGAGGGCAACGGGCUGUACGCGGAGAGGAAGAUGGAAGCAGCGCUGGAGAAAUAUAACCAAGCCAUACUGAUAGCACCCACGGACCACAUACUGUUCAGCAAUCGCUCCCAGAUCCACUCCAGUCUGAAACACUAUGAAAAGGCUCUGAGUGACGCUGAGAUGGCCUGCAGACUGAUGCCUCACUGGUCUAAGGGCCACGUUCGUAAGGCCCAGGCCCUGGUGUCGUUGGGCAGGACAGAGGAAGCUCUGAGAGAGUAUCUGGUCUGUCUGUCCAUAGAGCCUGACUGUAGGCUGGCCAAGACUGAGGCUCACAAGCUCCUCAGUGAUCUCCUGGCUCCAGUUACAGACCAGGUUCCUGAACACAUCUCAGACUACUCCAAUAUACUGUCUUUGAGAGCACACAUCAAAAACAGCAUUAACACUCCCCUCGAGACCCUUAGUCCCAUCUCAUUGUCAUCAGAGUCCAGUCUUGCCUUUACUCCUCCUGCACCUGAGUGGCCAGAGGGCAGUGAGGUCAAAGGUGAGGGAAAGCUUGCGGUUGGAAGGCUGGACCACUGUUGCCUCCUCAAACGGAAACGGACGAGUGUGGUGGAGGAAGGAGGACACGAGAGGAGCGGCGAUCGCAAGAGAGCCAAGCCUGAGCCAGCAGGGGUGACUGAAACACUGAGUUCUGUGGUUGGUGACGUCAUGGACCCGACCGAUCUGGAGUGUUCUCUUUGUAUGAGACUUUUCUAUGAGCCAGUGACGACGCCAUGCGGUCACACUUUCUGUCUUCGGUGUCUGGAGAGAUGUCUGGACCACAACCCAAAGUGUCCACUCUGUAAAGAGGAGCUGUCUGAGUAUCUGGUCCAGAGGCAGUACUGUAAGACGGUAAUAAUGGAGAACCUGAUAUCUAAGUAUCUUCCCUCUGAGCUCAUUGAAAGGCAGAAGAUCCACCAGGAUGAGAUGGCUGAGCUCUCCAAUCUUAACAAGAAUGUGCCUAUAUUUGUGUGCACCAUGGCCUUCCCCACUGUGCCGUGCCCCCUCCAUAUCUUCGAGCCCUGCUACAGACUAAUGAUUCGCCGAUGCAUGGAGACGGGAACCAACUGUUUUGGCAUGUGUCUGGGAGACGACCUCAAAGGGUUUGCAGACUACGGGUGCCUGUUGGAAAUCCGCGAUGUGAAGUUCUUCUCUGACGGCCGUUCGGUUGUGGACACCAUCGGCAGACGGCGGUUUAAAGUCAUUCAGCACAGAGAGAGGGACGGAUACAACACAGCUGAUAUAGAGUACCUGGAGGAUGUUAAGGUGGAGGGCGUGGCACAGCUUGAGUUGCAGUCUCUGCACGAUACAGUGUACGACCAGGCCCUGGUGUGGGUAAACUCUCUGAAGACUGAGCAGAAGGAACGCAUUGAAGGACACUUUGGACCCAUGCCUGGGAAAGACUCUGUACUUCAGACCAGUCCUAAUGGUCCCUCAUGGUGUUGGUGGUUACUAGCUGUUCUUCCGUUAGAAGGCCGAGCCCAGCUGCCGUUCCUGGCCCUCACUUCUCUGAAAGACCGUCUCAGCGGCAUCCGCAAGGUUUUGCUCUUCAUGGCCCACAGCAGGCACCGGUGACAUGCUCUGGACACCUGGUAUAUGCAGUACCCACCUGCCCCGCACACACCCUCCUCCAAAGCAGCAGUUGACCUGUUGCUCUUCCUUUUGAUGCACAAAGAACUGAUGAUGAUGUUGAUGCACCUUCCCUCUUGUAGCACCGUCCCAUUCAGAAAGCAGCGCCGGACUCCAUCUGCACAUCAACAAACUUCAAGCAGCAACGAAGAUUAUAAAGUUCUGAAUGAAUAGAUAUCUUUCAUGAGUAAUGUUCUCGUCACACCGUACAGAAAACUAAGCUACGUUCAGACAGAAGGGAAGUCUGAUUUCUUAAGAUGACUGUCAUUACAAUUCACAAGUGACUACAAUUGGGUUGAAACUGAAUGUUCAACUUCCGUUACUAAAUUGGAUGUCACUGUAACAAUGCUAAUGCGCACAUGCUAAGUUUAUGUUUUUGUCAGCAGCAAGCUGUUGUGCCGAAUUGUCUUCAUUUGUCCAGGUCCCACUGUUGCCUUUUUGGCCCUCCUCCAUGUUUGUAGUUCUAUACUCUUCCUCUUGCAUACAUGUUGCAUGUGGAAUGAGAUGCUUUUUUUUUUUGACAAAAAACAAACAGACUUUGCAGUCUGAUAUGGGUGAUCGCUCCAAAAAGACUGAGCUGCCUGUCUGAACAUAGCUUUAAUGCAAAGACAAAGCAAAGUCCCCAGAUCAGAAUCAUACAAGUCCAUCUACUGCAAAUGGCAACUGGCAUUAAUUCAACCAAUCAGUUUCCCCAUACUGUAUGUCUUUAAAUGUACAUAUACAUAGACCAAACAAUGACUUUUUGUGUAAAUGCACUCACUACAGCUGGGUGAAUAAUGAUGAUAAUACUGAUUAGGUGUGAUUAAUUGCAGUGAUUGAAACUUUCAUCUUGGAAAUGUACUCAUCUGCUGAUUUAAAAUAUCUCUAAAGAGUAUACCCAUUACUAAGCGUAGAUAGAUACAGAUAAACCUAUAUAUUUACUCUUUGGCCACCUUUACAUAACUUUUAACAAUAAUUAUUUUUAUGAGCGAUUCUGUCUUCCUUCCUUCCUCGCUUCCUUUCAUUCUGUCCCAGUUCUGUCUGGCCCCACAUCCUGCAGCUGAAUAACAACAGACUGAACCUUUACAUUGUCCUGCUUUAAGGCUUUUGUUGUUUUAUUCAUCCAUUGUUAAUUUGAUCGAUUUUGUUUUUCGUUAUUUAUUUUGUCAUUAUUUAUGCAUGCAGUGACAUUGUUUACAUUUCACAGAAAGAGAUGCUGAGCUGCUCACUUUCCAAAGGCUUUUUUUAAACAUUUGACCCCAAACAUCAGUGAUAAUGGUAUGGGUAUUAUUACUGUAAAGAAAACACAAUCAGGAGGGGGGGUAACAUCUUGGAGUCAACAUGGCUGCCACUGAAAACUGCCCAGGACAAACUCUGACAACUCCACUUGAGCACAGAUUCUCUCUGAGACCAACUAUCUUUAGAUCACUGGUGACCCAAAUCUGUUUCAUAUUUUUAUUGGCUGGUCACAGUCCAUGCUAUGUUGACUUAAAACAUAUUUGGAUUCCCUUGCUGUCAAUAGCAGAGAUAUAACGCUCACAGGCAUGAGGAGAGCCUGUCAGUAAUGCAGAAAUCAGUGGAAUUAUUCUUAACAACACCUGGAAUUAAUCAUGUCCUUCGUGUAUUUAUUCAGUAUUUAUUCUGACUUAUUUUGCACUUCCACUUUAAGUAAGAGAAAGGAGCCUCAGGAUAUGUCCACUAUUAAUAUUUUGGAUUACCACAGAAGAAAAAUAAAUCUUCUGGUGGUUAAAUUGUUCCCUACGUUUAAGCCUAUUUACAUCUCCUAGCACACAACUGCAAAACAUCUCCACUCAUAUGAGUUUGAAGCUACGAGUAAAGGCUAGUGCCUUCUAAUCAUCACACCAAUAACAUGGUGUAGAACAUUUUUACAUGUGAAGUAGUACAUACCAGGUUCAUUUUAAGGUUUUCAUUUUUCAUAAUUUUUCUCCUUUCUGGACAUUUGCCCAUUCAAAACAUGAUUUUCACAGAAAUUAAAUAUGUAUAAAUGUGAAUAAAACACGAGAAACACAUUUUGAAAAGACCCACAAACGUAUUUCUGAGAAAAAUGUGUUGUUUGAAAAACAUCGAGGCCUUGCUGAUGCUGUCCAUGACAUGACUGUUUCUACAUGGCAAAAGCUCAUCUCUGGAAAACACAAGAGAUUGUUGAGCUUCGCCUUCGAAAUCUUUUAUUUUAUGUACAUGUGUUUGAUUUUACAUGUUUCUACGUCAAUCGGGUUCUUUGUAUUUUAUAAUUUUCCUCGCUCACCGGUGUGUUUGUCUAUACCAUUGUUUAUUUCAUGUCUAAUAGCACAGGGAGUGUCCUGUCAAAUCAUCCACAUUUAUUAUUUUGUAUUGAAAGGGCCAAAGCCAUGUGAUGCUGUAAAGUGGAGAACCUGAUAAAGUGUAAAACCACAAUCCUUUGAAAUUUUCCUAUUAAUAAUAUUGGAUUAAUGCAUUAUUUCGUUUUUUUUUUACCACAACUGUUAAAUUCUAUUGGAAGAUGCUUGUCUUAAAGAGGCAAUUGUACAAACAAAAAUCUCUCCACCAUAUAUAAAAUCAUUGACCCAGCAAUUUUUACUGAUACCUGGUAACUAGAAACUACUAAGAAUCUCUGAUGAGUUAGCUCGAACUGGGCUGAGGUAAAGGGAAAGUCCACCUAAAAUGAAAUCAUAUAGGCUUCCCAUUAUUUUUGUGAACAUGAGUAAAAGUUCUAAACAAAGCUCGAUUAACAAGUUCAUCAUUGACAGUAAAGCCUCUUGAUGUUUCGUCUGUGGAGACCGUCACAUUUUUUCAUUCCUAAUUUAGGCUUUUGAGUUCCCAUCAAACUUUGUUUUAAAACUGAUAGCUGUGAAUUAUAGUUCAUCUGUGACAGCAGUUCCAGUGCCUUAAGUUGGACUUCUUCCUUUUUCACUUUGAUGUAUAAAUUGCAAUGGCAACUUUGGUAAUGUUUUGUGCAACAACCUGGGGUUCCCUAAAUAAGAUCUUAAAAUAAUCCCAAUUUUUUUGUCCCAUUUCUUUGAAACAGAUCCCACCCUGACCAACUGUCCUGGAUAAGUGAUAUUAUCCAAGACAGUUUUUAGUAUCAAAUGCUCGCCCCCUGACAGCAGCAGUGGCCAGUUUCAUCCACUGUAACUGACAGUAUUUGAUCUUGUUCCAAUAGUACAGACAGAUAUGAAAGGGGUAUCAAUCUUCUUAACUAACUCUCGGCAAUAACGCCAGUAAGCCUAUUUCCCAAAAUAUCAAACUAUGCUUUAAUUAGACUGGAUGUGUAGGAUUUCUUGGAAGCAGAUUACGUAACGGAUGGUUAAAAGUAACUGGAGUCAGGUUUAUAAUAAUGCAAGUCCGUUCUCUCAGCACAAACAACUCCACCAUAGUCCAGGUUCUCAAAGACAUUGUGGGAUUGAAUUGACUUUUUCCCCACACUGAAGAACAACCCACUUAGCUUCAUCCCCUGCAGUCCUGGUUGAACCAUAUUAAUAACAGAUGUUUAAAAAAUAUAUGGAAAUAGAUGAAUAUUUUUAUCACUGAUGAGAUUCUAUAUGCUUGGAUUAUCGCAGAGAUGAUUUCAGCAGGUGUUAAUUAGGAAACUGCACAGGUUGUAAGCUGUGACCCAGUUGGGACAUGAACACAGUGGCAUUUAUCUUGGCGUCAGGGUGGGCUUUAUGCUGCUGUUGCUGCUUGAUGGUAUCAUUGUGGAAUUUUUGUAGCACUCAUUACAACUUUGAUCAUGCUGACUACCUGGCGCUGACACCAGUCUUUCCUCUGUGCUUUUUAGCGUUGGGUUAACAGAGCAUCCAAGAGUUGCCCACCAACACACUUCCUGUAAGCUGUAGGAUUGUGCACGGAAACUGCUUGUUCACUGACAAAUAACGAUACAGAUGUAGAAGAAGUUGGAUCUUUUUCGUCUUUUGUUUUCCAGCUAUGCAAAAACAGUAGGAUGUUGGGUUAUUGCCCAUCGAUACCUUCACCUUUCAGAAUUCAAACGUUGACCUUUUGAAGAAGUGUAACUACCUCUGGCAUCCUCCUACAGCACUUCCACAGAGAGAGAGAGGGGAAAAUAUAUGCUUCCUAAUAUUGUUGUUUUUCUGUCAUUGUUGUUUAAUCUAUGUUGAAAAUGUAAAUUGAGAGUCUAAACAAAUAUUGAAUAUCAGUGUCCUGUCAGGUACUUCUGUUCAGAUUUGUGCCCAUGUUAACAAUGCACCAUCUUCAUCAGCACUUCACACCUGUGAGAGAUUAUAUCACUACUAAAACUGCAAAGCUGUGAAGUCAAAGGUUUCUGUGUAAUGUAUUUGAUACUGAUCCCAAAUAUUUGAACUAUUAAGGAGCACUUGAUUUAUCUUUCCUGGCAAAUUGAACAGCUUCUUGGAAACAAAGUAUAUGACCUCUUGUAUGUCCUCUUCUGUUGAAGUGAGUUGACUAAAACACAUCUAACAUGACUUUCUUGCUUUGCUAACUAUUUGGCCUCUAAAAAUCUUCACAGAAAGCUUUGCUGAGCCUCUCAUGUUUUCAAAUAUUUGCAAUGACUUCAGUUACUGCAUUGCCUGCUUCUUUCAAAGGUUGUUAAUCUCCUGUAGAACUCCAUGGCCUCUAAAUGUGUCCGGGUGAAUUUGCACAAAAUGAAUGUAUGUAUGUCUUGACAUCUCUCUUGAUGUUUUCUUGCUGUUUUUGAUAGUAAAACUUUAGUAUGCAUUGCAUUUGCAAAAGUACAGUCUGAAGCUUGUGAAUAAACCCAAAGGUUUGUGUUCUUGAUCCUGCAUGGGAGUCUGAACACACAGGACUGGAUGAGA